This is a messenger RNA of Moneuplotes crassus, 486 nucleotides long. The record is from the annotation of a GenBank genome assembly. Lineage: Eukaryota; Ciliophora; Spirotrichea; Euplotida; Euplotidae.
UUGAUCAACAGUACUUGUAUAAAAAAUCUGGAGCUUUCGAAGAAGUAAGAUCCAAAAAUUCUUUCAGGUACUGAAAAUACUAAAUUUAAUGGCUUUUUAUUGAGACGAAAUCAUGGAUAAUGCUUGAUGGCAAACCCCAGAAAGUUGUGGCUACAAGAGAAACAUAUUCUCUUGCAAUGUUGUAGUUUGAGACUGUGAACAAUGAAAUGAAAAGUGAGACAUCAAAUCAUGCUUAAAUGUGGAGGUACCAAAUGCUAAUUUUGUAAGUUGGAAUGAAGUCUCUCUUCCAAACUAUUAUGAAGAUGAUAGAUCAGCUGAAGAAGUAGAAGGCAAUUUAUUGGGGGCUGUCAUGCAGAAAAAGGAUAAGAAUAAACCAGCAUCCUUUUCUGGUCAUCAAAAUAAUGUCUCAACUGUUGGGGGAACCACAAAUCCGCAGUCACCCACUCCCUCCUAACAUUUCGAUAGUUUGGACAUUAACUCUGAUAA